AUGAGGACUUCAGGUAUCAUCAUCGCUGCUGCGGCCGCUGUUGCCAACGCUCACUACGACGACCCUGUUGUCUACGGCACCCCUUCUGCUCAGACAAGCACUCACGUUGGCUUCUCUACUGUCUACACUCACCCUGGCAACGCUACCAAGCCUACUGAGUACACCACCAGCACUGUUUACAGCACCAAGACAUACACCAUCACUCAGUGCCCUCCUACCGUUGUCAACUGCCCCGUUGGUCACGUCACCACCGAGACCAUCGCCGUUUCCACAACUGUCUGCCCUGUCACUGUCCACACUGAGCCUGCUCACCACGAGCCCAGCCAGCCUAAUGUGCCUGUCUACCCUCAUCCUACUGAGCCCAGCAAGCCUCACAAGCCUGAGCCUACUCACCCCGGUCAGGGUGUUAUCACCAAGACUCAGACCUACGCCUACCCUCACCCUACCAACCCUGGCCAGAGCGUGACCAAGACCAUCACUUACACCGUUCCCGUCGACCACGGCCACAAUGCCACUGCUGUCAACCCUCCUCCUAACACCCACUACCCAGUCCCUACUGGCGGUGCUCAUGUCUACCCUAACGGAACUGCCCCUGGCCACCCUGGUAACCACGGUGGAAACACUCCUCAGGGCGAGCAGAGCGGCAACGAUGAUGGCACUGACAGCGGCAACGAGGGUAGCCACAGCGAAGGCAGCCACACCGGCAGCAGCAGCGGCAGCAGCGGCUCAAACUCCGAGGAGGACCAUGAGCCUGCCAGCUCCGAUGUUCCCGUCCCUGUCCAGGCUUCCGGCGCCGCUAUGAACGCCGUCACUGGCCUCCUCGCCAUCGCUGGUUUCGCCGCUGCCUACCUCCUCUAA
Messenger RNA from Fusarium sp. VM40, 858 nucleotides. The record is from the annotation of a GenBank genome assembly. Lineage: Eukaryota; Fungi; Ascomycota; Sordariomycetes; Hypocreales; Nectriaceae.